AUGCUCCUGCCUGAGUUUUGUUGUUUGGCUCCCACGCUCGUGCCUGGGAACGACGGCUUUCUCCUCUUUUACCCAGAGAACCUUUCUCUGGACUCCAGCUGUUUCUCCUCUCCGCCUGUGAACUUCCUUCAAGAAUUGCCAAGCUACCGGUCCACUGCACGCAGGAGGACCUCCGUCCCUUCCCGGGACAAGCAGAGUGGCACUUUGCUGAAGCCGACAGACUCCUACAGCUCCCAGGUGGAGGGCGAAAUCACUGAAAACCUCAGCAGCCAGUCUAUUCGAAAGUAUGCACUGAACAUCUCCGAGAAGCGGAGACUAAGGGACAUUCAGGAGGCCCAAAUGAAAUACCUAUCAGAGUGGGACCAGUGGAAGCGAUAUAGCAGCAAGUCUUGGAAGAGGUUCCUGGAGAAGGCUCGGGAGAUGACAACUCACCUGGAACUGUGGCAGGAGGACAUCCGCAAUAUAGAAG
Carlito syrichta (Philippine tarsier) is the source of this 469-nucleotide messenger RNA. Its product is annotated as transmembrane channel-like protein 7. NCBI's taxonomy places the organism in Eukaryota, Metazoa, Chordata, Mammalia, Primates, Tarsiidae. The record is from RefSeq and is a predicted model, not a curated record. The transcript is spliced from 2 exons. The annotation marks the transcript as partial. Gene Ontology annotation, cellular component: plasma membrane. Gene Ontology annotation, molecular function: mechanosensitive monoatomic ion channel activity.